CCGAUUUGGAUAACAGGUUAAGAGAACGAGACAAGAUUGAUUCUAGUGUUACGAUGCAGACUGUAGGGGUUGCUCAGCCUGCAUUCGGGCAGCCCAAUGUACAGGUGUCUAAACCUAAGGUAUUGGGGUAUGACCCCCAUGGAGUAGAGCUGCCACCUCCGGGACAGGGGCAGUACUACAGAAGGAGAGAGGACAGGAGGUUGAGACACAGAGACAGCAGUGGCUCGCUGUCUAGUACUGAUGGGGGUGGGCAAUCGGCUGAAGGUAGCGGACACAUCGCCAAGAAUCAGAUGUUUCCAAACUACACAGACUACACCCCCAGGAAGCCUCCUAUCUCCCCACGGUCUCCAAGGUCACAUCAUAGCAGCAAGACCAGCACCAGUAGAGAGGAUGACCAGAAGCUGGUGUCCCCCAGGAGUCGUGCAGGGGAAGAAGACUCCAACUCUUUCGUCUUUACAGUCCCUGAUGAUGAACCUACCCAGAAACAUGCAUAUCAUGGGCCAGGACGUCCACUCUCAUUCGAAGAGACUGACACAAUACCUGUGAGAGGUCAGCACAGUACGGUGAAUGCCCCAGCAACAACUGCUGCAAAUAAACCAAUACAAGAUACACCAAAUGCACAUCCACAUAGACUGCCAUCUUAUCCAUCUUCAGGAUCAGUCUCAUCCAGUUCAUACCAGUCAAUGUCAGAUCAGUCCAGUUUCAACCAAACACCACCCCCUUAUCAGAGAACUGGUCAAACAAAGCAUAAACCACCUCCAAUACAAGUUCCUGUAGAAGAGCCCCAAGUAUCAUAUAAGGAUGUCAAAGCUCAACUGUCACCUGUGAGAAAAAAUCAGAUUUCUCCAUCAAAAAUAGGGGCCAAUCAAAGAUUUUCCCCAAAGUCAACAAGGAAGACUAACACUGCUAUACCCGAAGACCUUGCUAAGAUUAAUGCCUUAAGAAAAGCCUUUGCUCCCUCUCCAGAUGGUAAACAAGCAACUGGAGAUGCCUCUGGGGCUCUCAGAGUAUUGAAAGGGAGGGUUCAAUCCCACCUCAGCCCUUCAUCAUCUCGAUCAGAGAGCUUGUCCCCUUCCCCAAUAGUUCAACCAGCAAUACAAGAUCCACCAAGUGCAAUACAUAAAGGUGCUUCAUUGGACAACAUUGUUAAACCAAUACCUAA
This is a messenger RNA of Owenia fusiformis, 1162 nucleotides long. The record is from the annotation of a GenBank genome assembly. Lineage: Eukaryota; Metazoa; Annelida; Polychaeta; Sabellida; Oweniidae.